Molecule: messenger RNA, 1851 nt
Organism: Hordeum vulgare subsp. vulgare (domesticated barley)
Lineage: Eukaryota; Viridiplantae; Streptophyta; Magnoliopsida; Poales; Poaceae
Product: senescence-associated protein OSA15, chloroplastic
Exons: 13
Coding region: 282-1604 (440 amino acids)
Biological process (GO): leaf senescence; cellular response to oxidative stress
Cellular component (GO): chloroplast
Source: RefSeq, a predicted model, not a curated record
GCCUCGCGUUGCUCUCCUUGCGCCUCUGGAUUCUCCUUCCCAUACUCGUUCGUCCAUACUGUCUCCUACCUUGCUCCUUGUGCUGUCGCGCCUGACACCCCCCCCCCCCCCCCCCCCCCCCCGGCGGGCGCGCGCGCGUCUCUCGUCCUGGCGCUCCGCACGAAACAGUACUGAAAUAUCAGAGUUUCAAAUUGACCAGAAAUCUGCUUAAUGAAGGCAUAAUUGGGAUUUUGUCGGGCCAAAGGUUCAUAAUCUGUAGUACACAUACAGAUUCCACACAUAUGGCUAGCCAAAUCUCUGGUACCAUAACAUCUAGUGGGGUGUGCUAUAAUGAUAAACACAGAAUGCCAUGUAAGCUGAAAGGACUACAUUGUGUAGCAUCGAAUUGUUUACCACAAGAGGUAGAGGUAAGGAAGUGGAUGAAUGGAUAUCAUAUCAUCCGGUCCUAUCCAAACGAUAGACAUCGGAAAACGAAUGCGAAGUCCAAUGGUUACCUGCUCCAACAAGGUCUGAAUCUUCGGUGCCUUUCUUAUGGUUCUCGUAGUAGCAGUGAAACUAAAGAGUGCACUAGUCCUGAAGAUGGCAAUAAUCCUUACAGGGGUUUUGAUGAGCAUCCAAGAGGAAUGUCACAUUUUUCAGAUAGUCAAGCUGCAGCUCAGAAAAAAACACUCUAUUCUACUCAAGGGCUGUCUAAAGCGUGCGAAUUUGUCUAUAAUGAUGCAAAGUUUGUGAAUGAAAGAGCUCAGAGUGAUAUUCUUUUGCUUUCACGUGGAAUCACAAGGUUGAACAAACGUGCAUCUAAGGAUGUUGCUGUAUUAGGUUUGGGGUUUCUCAAGCUUGAUGAUUCCCUGAAAGCUCGUGCAAGGAAGGACACCCAAAAGAUUGACAACAGUGUGAAGGAACGGGCAGCCCACCUGACAAAUUUUGCUAGAAUAUUGAAGGAGCGAGCUCAUUCGGACUUGAAGAAAGCAGCAGAUCAACAUUGGAGUGAUGGAGCUUUGGAGGCAGAUCUGCGACGAGCUGACAUGGUUGUUCGACGACGUGCCAUGGAGGAUGCUUUCAUGGCUUUAAAGUUUGUUCGGGAUAUUCAUGACAUGAUGGCAACCAAACUACAAUAUCAGUUCAUCACACUCGAGAAAAAUGGGAAGAUUCUUAAGUUGUUCCCUCGUGAAGUUUCUACUGAUCAAAUCGCUGCCAUAGAGGAUGCAUAUCUUAAUAUGGCAUCUGCCUUAUCUGAGGCUGAUGGUAUCGACUACACCAAUCCCGAGGAGCUUGAAUUAUUAGUAGCGGCUCUUAUUGACCUGGAUGCCAUGGAUGGGAAAAAGAGUGUUUCCUUGAUAGUUGAAUGUUCAAGUUCUCCAGAUGUUAAUACCAGGAAAGCUUUGGCUAAUGCAUUGGCUGCCGCUCCAUCCAUGUGGACCCUAGGGAAUGCUGGGAUGGGCGCAUUACAGAGAUUGGCUCAAGAUUCCAAUCCCGCUGUAGCUAGCUCUGCAGCAAGAGCCAUUGGUGAACUCAGAAAGCAGUGGGAGCUUGAAGAGGGUGACAGUCUGAGGUUUGUCAUGAACCAAAACUUGGUUUCCGAUGAGACUGAUGAUGACAGUUGAGUAGCAGAGAUGGUAUCACCACGUGAGGUGUAAAUCAGAUGAAUGACUCAACUAAAGAUCAAUGAACCUUCCACUGUAACACGUACAGACUGUAAUAGGAACCGAAAAAAGUGUAACUAAGUCGACUGCAUUUCUGUGUGUUCCGUCGCAGCAUAAAAUGGUUUGCUUGUUGACUACCUCACGAGAAGGCAUGUCUAUGAUAUCUGGUAAGUGCUAAACAAAUGGGAAGUGGUGCAAUGAGAACUCA